Messenger RNA from Lithohypha guttulata, 948 nucleotides. RefSeq lists its product as uncharacterized. Lineage: Eukaryota; Fungi; Ascomycota; Eurotiomycetes; Chaetothyriales; Trichomeriaceae. The transcript has a single exon. The coding region runs from base 1 to 948 and encodes 315 amino acids. The record is from RefSeq and is a predicted model, not a curated record.
AUGUCCAGGAAUAGCGGAAUGCCAGUCAUGAAGCUCGUGCGGAACCAAGACAAAUCGCUGAACCUGCAGCCUGUCUCAGGUGGAAUUAAAACAGAAGAUAUAUCGCGGCCGACUCUGGUCAAAGCACGCUUGCCAGAUGGCACCAUCCAGACCAUGCCUGAGAAGAUUCCCUUGGCCACUCUGUGUAAUCGUUGCCCAACAAUCUACCGACUCUGCAGUGGUCGCGACCUGAAGAACUGUCUAGACUUUACCAUCACUCUACGAAACCCUCAGCAGCUGAUUGGUUUCCGCAUCGUCUAUGAUAUUAUCCUCAACUCCCGAAGACUAGAGGUCAACGAUACGAGUGAGUUGAACCCCAUUCCCGAACACCUACGCAACGAAGAAGCCCCACUUUACACCCUGUUGCUGACCGCAGAAGUAGCUCUGAUCUUAGGUAUGGAGACUUUGUGUACACGCGCUGAAGUCACAAUCAAGAGCAUGCUCUACACCACAAUGCCCUAUCUCGACAAGUACAAAGACUCCUGGAACGUUUCUACCACUGACCUUAAGCACCUUUACGAGUACCUUCGAGGUCCAAAGGAUCCGUACUACUGGAUCCGUGUCGAGGUCAACCAGUCCUUGGCGCUAGCAACAACCCGUGGACUCAUCGACCCACUCCCCAUUACCAAGUAUCUGGGCGAAGACCAGAGAUUACUGAUGAACCAUACAGGACUCGAGCAGUUAGCAACGGAUGGACUUCUACAUCGCGAAGACUCUAUCCUCUCCUCGAGUUCAUCCUCGAAUGGAGACGAUUACGACGAAGAAGAAGGCAUUGUGCACGUCAUGACCUUGGACGGAUCAUACGUGAAGGCCAAGGUAGAGGACGGGAUUUAUGUGGUUAGGGAUCAGAAUGAUCCAUCUAAAUGGUUACCCUUGUUGAUUGGGGGAUACGCCCUACAGCCGACUUGA